Molecule: messenger RNA, 632 nt
Organism: Wasmannia auropunctata (little fire ant)
Lineage: Eukaryota; Metazoa; Arthropoda; Insecta; Hymenoptera; Formicidae
Exons: 2
Coding region: 148-567 (139 amino acids)
Source: RefSeq, a predicted model, not a curated record
UGUGAAUGAAAGAUCUUGAAAUUGGUUCUGUGGAUUGUCAACUUUUCUACUUCAUUUACAAAAUAUAUAGUAGUUUAUAAUCCAACACGGGCGUUAUUUGCAAUUGCUACAACAACAGCUAGAGAGUUUAAUCAUUUGAAUAAAUUUAUGGCGACCAAUUUACUGAUAAAUCCUAUGAAACUGCGCUUUUAUCUAGAAAGAUACAGAAAGGAAAACGAAUUGAUAAAUGUGAGAGAAACGUUUGUGCCUACUACUCGUAUAAAAUCGUUAACUGGCAAAUUCUAUGCGAAACACGAUGUUUUCUCUCCGUCGGAUGUUAGAAAAGACGACAUCCACUUGAUUAAACGACAGACGGAGAUGAUACCCAAAGACAUUUAUUCGUUUAGACCGCCGACAGUAAACAUGGAAUACGGCUGGUUCACCGCAUCGCUAGUGCCCAUCUCGAAAGAUCCAAGAUUACACUUCUCCAGAAAACAAUCGGAUUUUAUCCGCAAUGAACUCGUACGUCGAAAACUGCAGAGAGGUCUGCCAGAAAAAAGAUUUGCUGGCGUGCCGUUUAGAACAUAAAUAUUUGAGAGACGUGUGUCAUUUCAAACAAAUAGAAAAUGGAAUAAAAAGUUGUUUUUAUAAAU